Molecule: messenger RNA, 744 nt
Organism: Angiostrongylus costaricensis
Lineage: Eukaryota; Metazoa; Nematoda; Chromadorea; Rhabditida; Metastrongylidae
Source: the annotation of a GenBank genome assembly
AUGAAACUCAAUUUCGCUAACCCGGCGACGGGUCAACAAAAGUUGUUUGAGAUUGAUGACGAGAAGAAGUUACGUAUUUUCUACGACAAACGCAUGGCUCAAGAAGUUGAGAUUGAUGGUCUUGGAGAAGAAUGGAAGGGAUACGUUGUCCGCAUCACCGGUGGAAAUGAUAAGCAAGGUUUCCCAAUGAAACAAGGUGUGUUGACGAAUGGACGUGUUCGUCUUUUGCUCGCAAAGGGAGAUUCGUGCUAUCGACCUAGAAAAGAUGGUGAAAGAAAGAGAAAGUCUGUACGUGGAUGCAUCGUUGACGCUAAUCUUUCAGUGCUUUCUCUCGUAGUUGUGAAGAAGGGUGACCAAGAUAUCGAAGGUCUCACUGACAAAGUUCUUCCCCGUCGCCUAGGUCCCAAAAGAGCAACGAAAAUCCGAAAACUGUUCAACCUUUCCAAAGAAGAUGACGUGACCAAAUACGUCAUAACUCACGAGAAAUCGCGUGGUGAAGGAAAGCCGCCUCGUGUGAUUGCCCCGAAGAUUCAGAGGCUAAUCACCCCAACUGUAAUUGGAAGGCGCAAAGCACUGCUCAGAAAGAAGAUUCAACAGCGAAACAAGUCCCGCGAGGAAGCUGCUGCUUAUCACAAGCUCAUGACUAAAUUCGCUAAGGAGGUCAAAGACCAAAAAGUUGCCCGAAGAAGGUCCUCCGCCUCUAGGUCUUCUGAGACUGAUAUGAAAAAGGGUACAAAGAAAUGA